Molecule: messenger RNA, 2431 nt
Organism: Macadamia integrifolia
Lineage: Eukaryota; Viridiplantae; Streptophyta; Magnoliopsida; Proteales; Proteaceae
Product: protein OCTOPUS-like
Exons: 1
Coding region: 281-2245 (654 amino acids)
Source: RefSeq, a predicted model, not a curated record
GUUUUGUUUUGUUUAGCUUUUCUGUCCUCCCUCAAUUCUCUUCUUCCUCACACAAACAAACUCCCCUCUCUCUCUCUCUCUCUCUCUCUCUCUCUCUCUGUCUGUCUGUGCAAGUGUGAGCUUAAGCUUCGUUGCAACCAAAGCACUCCUCUCUCUCUCUCUCUCUCUCUCUCUCUCUCUCUCUGUCAUUUUGUGGGUUCUUAUCUCCCAGCCCAUUUGUGUCUUCAAGUAACAUGAACAGAAGCACCACCUGUAGGGUGUGCAUUGUACGCCUUCUGUUAUGAAUCUGGAAUCCCAACUUCAGCGAUUCACCACCUGCAACCGUCACCCGGAAGAGCACGUCACAGGCUUCUGCGCCUCAUGCUUGCGCGAACGCCUCGAAGGUUUGGACCCGGCGACCCGCCGAGGGAAGAACAACCCGUCCAACUCCACCGCCGUCUCCGCCCUCAAAGCCAUUUUCAAGGGAUCUUCAGCUGCUGCUGCCGACACUAGUUUCGGUAACCAACGCAACAAGCCCUCCUCCUCCUUCUUCCCCGAGCUCCGCCGCUGCAAGUCCUUCUCCGGUGGUAAAGGAGAGGGAUUCUCUGGUGUGUUCGAGCCUCAGCGCAAGUCUUGCGACGUUCGGGGUCGGAGUACUCUCUGGUCUCUCUUCAACCUUGACGACGAAAGGAAGACGGACACCGACAACAACAAUAGAGAGGUUGAGGUCGAGACCAGGAACUUGGGGUUUUCUGGGGUUGGAGGACCCGUCUUUGAGUCUAGGGAAGAGGAAGAGAAUGACGAGGAGAUUAGGGUUUCUGAGGAGCCCGCGGCCUCUGUUGUGAACACUUUUGUUGUUGCUGAAGAGAGAGUCCCAGAGAUCAAGGAGGAGGAGGAGGAGGUGGAGGUGGUGGAAGAGGAGGAGGAGCAACAGGAGGAGCCAGUGGUAGAAGAGGAAGUGAAGACCAUGAAGGAUCACAUAGAUCUCGAUUCCCAGACUAAGAAGCCUCCCGGCAGGGACUUGAAAGAGAUUGCUGGAAGCUUCUGGAUGGCGGCUUCGGUUUUCAGUAAGAAGUUGCAGAAGUGGAGGAGGAAGCAGAAGAUGAAGAAGCGUGGCGGCGAUGGGGGUAGCUCGACUGCAAUGCGGGCUGAGAAGCCCACUGGGAGACAUUACAGGGAGACGCAGUCGGAGAUCGCGGAUUAUGGCUUUGGACGGAGAUCUUGCGAUACUGAUCCGAGGUUCUCUCUCGAUGCCGGUCGGAUGUCCUUCGAGGAUCCUCGCUACUCGUGGGACGAGCCUCGUGCUUCUUGGGAUGGUUAUCUCAUCGGCCGAACUCUUCCACGUCUUCCUCCGAUGCUGUCGGUGGUUGAAGAUGCUCCUCCCCCUGUUCGAAGGGCUGAUAAUCUGAUCCCUGUGGAAGAGCAGCCUAGGUAUUCCACCGCCAAUGAGGAUGAUAGCACUCCUGGUGGAUCGGCUCAGACUCGGGACUAUUACUCCGAUUCAUCCUCUUCGCAGAGGCGGAAGAGUCUUGAGCGUUCCAGCUCCAUUCGGAAGAUGGCGGCUUCCGUGGUGGCAGAGGUUGAAGAAACUAAGUCAGUUUCCAACUCUAAGGUGUCUCCAGCAACCAUCGAUUACAUCAAUGGAACGAAAUUGCUUGUUACAGAUAGAGAUAUGAAGGAUUUGAACUCGAAUUCCAACACUAACUCUCUCAGAGACGAUUGCUCCGAGAGCUUUGAGUCUGCCUUUAAAGAUGCUACUUCUGUCGUGGGUGGUCUUGAUCGUAAGGGUUCUAAGAAGUCCCGUAGAUGGAGUAAGGCAUGGAAUAUCUGGGCUUUUAUUCAGAGACGCAAUGGCAGCAAGGAUGAGGACGAUGAGAGGUAUGGCAGGGGAAAUGUGGUGGAGCGCUCCUUAUCAGAGUCUUGGCGAGAUCUUCGUAGGGAUGCCAAUGGAGAUGCAAGAGGGGCUUUGAAUGGGAAGAUCCUCCGCUGCAAUAGCAGUGUCAGCUCAAGGAAUUCAUUUAGCACCGGGGUUGGGGGGUCACUUGGCAGUUUAAGAAGUGGCAGAGAAUCCAAUGGGCAUGGUAAAAGGAAAGAUGAAUUUGUGUUGGAACGUAACCGGAGCGCUAGGUAUAGUCCUAACAAUCUCGAUAAUGGCCUCCUGCGAUUCUACUUGACGCCACUGAGCGGCAGUCGAAGGAAUGGCUCUGGGAAGAGUAAACCAAAGAAUUCACAUUCUAUUACCAGGAGUGUAUUGCGAUUGUACUGAUUUGAAGGUGCACCAGUUGUUCUUCAUCAAGUGUUAAUUUUACCAUUUUUGAUGUGUAAACGCAUAUAUCUAUCUAUUUCUUGUUGUUAUUGGGUUGAUAAAAAGCUCAUGUUGAUGUUGCCUUCCCAUGCUUAGCAUGCUUUUGUCAAUCUCUUAAAUAAUGAGAAUUUCCAUAUUUCAUCUCUA